GAACAGGUUGUGGGAGAGCGUUGGGAAGUGUAGAGCCGAGAACAGUUUUUAUAACCAGUGUGACUUUAUUUCCCAGAUUGCACCGCGCACCGUGAUGUUCCCAACAGCUGACAGUCGGUGAAGCCUCUGCCAGAGCUGUCCGUGGAAGCUCGUGAAGCCCGCUAGUCGGAAGCCCACAUAGACUGGACACACAAGCCGAAUGUUUGCGGAAUUAAGAGUGCCUAACGAGAACCUAGUUUUUGGGAAACAUUUUUUUAAGUUUCCUUUCUUAUUUUGAUAUUCCAGCAUUGGCAGCCGGGGACAAUUGCUGUCAGCUAACUUCCACAAUAGGUCGCUGCGUUGCUGGACUGCCGCUUUAUGUUUUAUUCGAGCUCAGCGGUUUGACUCCAGCCCUUCCCUCUCCAGCCGUGCCCCAAUGCUGAGGAAUGGAUAGCGUGUCUGCUAACGGUGGGAAGAUGGUCGAGAGUGAUGAGCAACAGCCGGAGAGGCACAGCGGCGGUGGCGCAGCGAUGGCCGCGCUCCAUCAGUGCGAGCUCAUCCAGAAUAUGAUUGAUAUCUCCAUCUCCAGUUUACAGGGGCUACGGACCAAAUGCGCCGCGUCCAACGACCUCACGCAGCAAGAAAUACGCACUUUAGAGGUAAAGCUGAUGAAAUACAUCUGUAAACAGCUGCAGUGUAAAAGGAAGGUCCCAGACACAGAGAGGCCUGAGGCCCUGGACAGCUACCCCCACUUACGGGACUGGCUGCGCACCGUCAACCUGCGACCAGAGCUCAUCCAGGCGGUAGAGACAAAGUUGUCCUUGGACACAUUACUGCAGAUGACUGGAGCUCAGGUGAGAGAUGCAAUGAGAAGACUGGGGUCCAGUUCAGAAGAAUGUGCUAGACUGGGUGCUGCCCUCUCCUGUCUAAAGAGUGCCACUGAAUCAGGAGGUGAAAUGAAAGAGGAUGGUGUUUCCUGGCUGCCUGAGCCCACCAGGAGGGACAGUGGCUCUCUACUAACGGCAGACCAGCUGCCUUUCCUGGGAACUCCCCUCCGCCCCCACAGUCCAUCGCCUCUAGCCCGCCCCUCCACCAUCCAGUCCACGCCAUCCACCCCCUCUGCUACCUUCCAUCAUCCCCGUUCUGGGUCUGUUUCAGCAGCACCCACACCAGAUGGGCUGGGAUCAUACGCCUAUGGCGACAGUCCCCUCACAGAUCUGUUCCCCAUGCCUCGGCCACGCACAGCCCGGCUCCACGGGCACACCUCCACCCCACCUGUAACCCCACCGUCAAAUAGGCGGCAAAAACUGAAGCCCCCUUGCACUCCUCCGCCUCCGUCCCGCAAGGUUCUGCAUCUGCUCCCCAACAUCACUCUGACACGCAGCAAAAGCCACGAGUCCCAGCUGGGCAAUCGCAUCGAGGAUCCCCCCAACAACAAGUGUGGUAAAAAGAACAAAUUAUUGCUGAAUAUGCAAGUGAAUGGGAAUGGAUGUGAGGACUCGCCUUCUCGGUAUCCAGUCAAGCCCGUGCGGACCCCUGGAGUGACGCCAGCUCCCAACACCGCACCUUACACCCUGCCAGGGACUCCCACGCUUAUUGAGGAGCACAGCAUAAUUAAAAACAACGUAACGAUGCACCGCAGCUCCCCAAAAGCAGUCAGAAGGGACAUCGGUCUAGCCGUCACACACAGGUUUUCAACCAAGUCCUGGUUAUCCCAGACAUGUCAAGUGUGUCAGAAGAGCAUGAUGUUUGGUGUUAAAUGCAAACACUGUCGAUUAAAGUGCCACAACAAAUGCACAAAGGAGGCUCCAUCCUGCAGAAUCUCUUUUCUACCAAUUGCCAAAAUUAGGAGGACCGAGUCAGUUCCUUCUGAUAUAAACAACCCUGUGGACCGACCACAGGAAGCUCCUCAGUUUGGUACAUUACCAAAGGCCAUUACAAAAAAGGAUCAUCCUCCUGUUAUGAACCAGCUGGACUCGAGCAGCAACCCAUCCUCCACCACUUCAUCCACUCCUUCCUCCCCUGCUCCCUUCCAGCAGAGCAAUCCUCCGAGUGCCACACCACCACCUAACCCUUCGCCAAAAGGACACAGAGACAGCCGAUUUAACUUUCCAGCUGCGUAUUAUUUUCAGCAUAGGCAGCAGUUUAUCUUCCCCGAUGUUUGCAGUCCUACAAAUGUGUACUCUGAUGUCCUCCAAGACACAGUCAGUGAGGUAGAGCAGUCAGCAGAUGACACACACAAUGAGCUGGUUGAGGAUGAAGAGGAAAGGGAUGAGAACUUUGAGGAUGAAGAUGAAGAUCCCGAAGCGGAGGAGGAGAAUGAAGAGGACGACAGAGGUGACAGAGGGGAAUACGAGGAGGACAGGGAGGAAAUGAUGGGGAACAUCGGCUCAGACGGUGAGUGCGACGAGCUGGACGAUCUGCCUUGCUCUCGUGGAAACCAAUGGAAGGGCCCCAUAUCCCGCAAGCCCAGCCAGACGAGUGUGUACCUGCAGGAGUGGGACAUUCCCUUUGAGCAGCUGGAUCUCGGAGAGCUCAUCGGAAAGGGUCGCUGGGGUCGGGUGCACAAGGGUCGGUGGCACGGCGAGGUCGCUAUCAGACUUCUUGAGAUUGAUGGAAACAAUCAGGAUCAUCUGAAACUCUUUAAGAAGGAGGUGAUGAACUACAGACAGACCAGACACGAGAAUGUAGUCCUCUUCAUGGGGGCUUGCAUGGCUCCACCCCACUUAGCCAUCAUCACCAGUUUCUGUAAAGGAAGGACGCUGUACUCUGUUGUUCGGGACACCAAAAAUAAUUUGGAUAUCAAUAAAACGAGGCAAAUCGCUCAGGAGAUUGUAAAGGGAAUGGGCUAUCUCCACGCCAAAGGCAUCGUUCACAAAGACCUGAAGUCCAAGAAUGUUUUCCAUGACACCAACAAAGUGGUGAUCACGGAUUUUGGCUUGUUUGGGAUUUCUGGAGUCGUUCAGGAGGGGAGGCGUGAGAAUAAACUCAGACUUCCGCACGGUUGGAUUUGUUACCUGGCGCCGGAGAUUGUGCGUAAAAUGUGUCCAGGCAACAAUGAGGAUCGCCUUCCCUUUUCAACAGCAGCGGACGUGUAUGCCUUUGGAACAAUUUGGUAUGAGCUUCAAGCUAGAGACUGGCCAAUCACUAACCAGCCUGUUGAAGCCACCAUCUGGCAGGUGGGGAGUGGCGAGGGCAUAAAGAAGGUUUUGGGGGAGAUCAGCCUGGGCAAGGAGGUCACAGAGAUCCUGUCUGCCUGCUGGGCGUUUAACCCGAGAGACAGGCCGACCUUCACUCAGCUGGCUGACAUGCUGGAGAAGCUGCCCAAACUCAACCGCAGGCUGUCGCACCCAGGACACUUCUGGAAGUCUGCAGAGACAGUAAUCCUGCUGGAGGAAAAAAAUACAAACUUUUCAGGUUGCUCCAGGCUCUCCAUCCAUCCACACAACCUCCUGCUCUUCUUGGCAAAACAAACAAUAUAUCAACAUGAACGGCCUGCUGUGUUGUGCUGAAGUUCUGGCCGUGUUGCUGUUUAUCCCGUGGACUUUGUGUGAAGGUCCAACAAAGGAUCAGGACAAUCCUACGGCUUCGACCGCCUCUAACGGCGCCUCAGAGAAUAAAUCAGUAACUGGAUCUGGAACAAUAAAUUCUGUGAACUCAACCGAGAGCGAUACCAACAUCCCCACCACUCUGCCCACCCCUACCCCUACCACCACCACCCCUACCCCUACCACCACCACCACCACCACUGCCACAACAUGGAAUAUUUUUGAUCUAAUAGAGAACAAGCAUGCCAAGCUAAUAACCUACGUAGUUCUGAUCGCUGCCUGCUUUCUCCUGAUUUCUACCCUGGCACUUGCAUGCAAGGUGUGCCAGCUGAGAAGACGCCUCAAGGCGACAGGCGGCGACUCUGAGUAUUGUAUCGGAAUGGACAAGACGAGUAAAGCCGAGUCACAACCAGAAGCUAAAGAAAACAGUUUCCUGCUAACAGAGAACGGUCAAACAACUCAGGAGAGCGACGUCGGCGCCACCCAGGAGGACGGAGGGAAGGCCGAUGAGGUUAAGCAACAGGGAGACGAGAAGGAGGUGGGAGACUCUCAGAAGAGUGAGGGGGGCGCUACGGCCGCAGCCCCAGAGGAAAGCUCUCCUCCUUCAAAGCCGGCAGAGGAGACCACCAGCUCGGAGCCCGCCAAAGAUCCUCCGCCGCCUUCCUCCUCUGAAAACACAGAGGAACCUAAAAAAGAUCAGUAAAGGUUUUCUUCACGAGUUUCCAUUUCAACGCAACUUAGCAGUCGUUUUCAGCAGCGUCUUAGUUCCUUUUAAGAUGAAGCGUUUAUACAUGUAAUCUUAACCCAUCAGAUUGUAUAUUUGUGGACGUGUCUUCCAUUCUUUUUGGCUUGCAUGUUUUUCAUCAUUUCCAAAUUAAAAUUUGACAAAAUGU
Messenger RNA from Gambusia affinis (western mosquitofish), 4420 nucleotides. Its product is annotated as kinase suppressor of Ras 1-like. The transcript is spliced from 23 exons. Gene Ontology annotation, biological process: protein phosphorylation. The record is from RefSeq and is a predicted model, not a curated record. Gene Ontology annotation, molecular function: protein kinase activity; ATP binding. The coding region runs from base 426 to 3491 and encodes 1021 amino acids. NCBI's taxonomy places the organism in Eukaryota, Metazoa, Chordata, Actinopteri, Cyprinodontiformes, Poeciliidae.